UCGAAUGGAACAGGUCAAAUCGCUUCCACUCAGUUCUGUUUUUUUGUGUUUGUGUGAAAUUUCAAAUGUCAAAUAUCUGAUUUUUCUUUCAAAAAUCCUCAAAAUUCGAAAUAUAUUAUUUGUUUUCUUGCAAACGAAAGACAUGGCAUUAGACUUAAAAAAUUAUAAGCUAAUGAUCGAAGAAAAUGGUAAUGUGCAACAGUUUGGUGGGGAAGUUGUUCUGCAAAACAUUUUAACUCAUGAACUUUUUUCGGCACCUUUUGAAGAGGUCACGGGUUUUUACAACCUUCAGAAAAAUACGCAAGAAAGUAACGAAGAAGCAGGAGAAGUUCGGAACGGAAACAUUUCAGAAGUUUUCAAGUGGUCCGAUUCACAAACUGAACUCUUAUUAGAGUUAUACGAAGAAAAUAGUAAUUUGGUUGGACCAAUGAAAAAACACCGAAACAAAAAAUAUAUGUGGUCGUACAUAGCAGAGGAAUUAUUGAAAAGUGGAGUGAGGGUAUCGGCAGAUCAAGUUGAAGGUAGGUUCAAAGCGGUGCUAAAAAAAACGAAGCUCGUUUUUAAAAAUAAUCAAACGACGGGGGCGGUGCGGAAAGAUAUUCCCUUUCCAAAUAUAAUGCAGAAAAUUAUAGGGAAUGAUGAUUCCAUAUACCCAGAAGUGUUCAUCGGCCCCAAUCGAAUGGUGAAGAAAAACUAUUCGUGCAUGGGCCUACCUUCAACUUCAAGACAAGCUUCGCCCCCACUCCCACUACAAAACUCACCAUGUGAUGUAUCCGAGAAUCGCUCUAUAAAUGUCGAGAUUCAAAAUGAAGAUGAAAUUCCGUAA
Episyrphus balteatus (marmalade hoverfly) is the source of this 826-nucleotide messenger RNA. RefSeq lists its product as uncharacterized. The record is from RefSeq and is a predicted model, not a curated record. The transcript has 3 exons. NCBI's taxonomy places the organism in Eukaryota, Metazoa, Arthropoda, Insecta, Diptera, Syrphidae. The coding region runs from base 5 to 826 and encodes 273 amino acids.